Molecule: messenger RNA, 801 nt
Organism: Mesorhabditis spiculigera
Lineage: Eukaryota; Metazoa; Nematoda; Chromadorea; Rhabditida; Rhabditidae
Source: the annotation of a GenBank genome assembly
AUGGAGAUCAAUUGGUCGGGCUUCACUUCAACAUUGUCUUUCUAUUAUAACACGUAUCCAUCGUUGAAUCGGGAUGGCGGCCAGGGGCGCAAAACGAACAAUGGACGCGCAUAUCUCAGGGAACGCGGAAAGAAGAUAGAAUUCACAUUGGAACGAUGCGAUGCCGAACGAGGGAUUGCCAUCUUUAAUCAACUACUGCAUCGAGUGAAGUCUGGUGCUAUUGGACUGUAUGUAUGGCCCUACCAACAUGUGGAUUUGAGGAGCCCAGUACAACGCCUCGCCCUCCUCUCCAAUCCAUAUUCUAUCGUGCUGAAAUCGUGCCCUUAUUUGGUGGUUUGUCAACUGAAAUGGCUGAAGAACAACCAUUUCCCAUUGGACAAUCUCGCAGUGGUCGUGUCGAAAUUAUGUGUGGAACGGGGGCAUCACAUAGAAGCUGAUGGAUGGCCACGGGAAUUGUGGAGAAUGUUGAAUCUUAUGGGAGCAGCUGGGCCCGAGAAGAUACUUUUUCAGUGGGACGGUGUGUACCACGCGGCCAAUGCUUUAAACAGCAUCCAAACAUUUCAGAGAUGGGCACGGCUGCAUCCCCUAGCUCCGAAUAAAAGCCGUACGAUCAUCGUCACAUUCACCCUUGUACUCCAGAAAAAGGCUGAUAUGAAAGCGAUGCGUGAUCAUCUUCUUCGAAAUAUGCCAAAACCAUCAACAGACGAGAUUCAGAUCGGACUUUCUGUCUCGACGGUCUGCCGUAACAGCCCUCAACAUCUUGACGAGCAUUGCGUCUUCAGAACAAGUUUGGACUUCUGC